GCAAUCCGGUCUGUCUAACUCUGGUUAAACACAAGGGAGAGAGGAGCGAGAACCCCACAGCCAAACGCAGACAGGUUAAAAAAAAAUUCUGCAGUGCGUUUAUAACUUUACAACCGAGGAGAUAACUUGUAUAUAGAUUGAUGAUGGCCGGUUUGUUGCGUUUAUAGCCGCUGUGUGACAUAAUAGCCUAAUUCACAAAGUCUGCACAGUCUUUCUGCAAGGUUCCCCGUUGGACUGGCCGCCACUUCAUCAUCACGGCGUGCGUCUCCUCCUCGGCGCCCUAAACCGAUUAUCGGCUGAAGCGCACACAAGCAGCGGCAGCAGCAUCAGCAGCAGCAGCAGCAGCCCGGCUGUGACACCCGUCCGAUCCAGCUGCAGACUGUGCUCAGGCUGGGUGGCUGCUGCACUGGCACCAUGGAGCAAAAAUCCCCCAAACCCGGAGGCUCCGGCCGGGGCCAGGAGUCCAUGUCCUACCAGCGAAGGAUGUGGAAGAAUUUCCAGGAGAAAACCAAGCCGUGGCUCAGUCCGAAGCUGGGCUCGGAGCGCCGCGGAGCCGCGGGUGGAGCGGAGGGCACCAAGCGGGAGUCCGGCUUGUGGAUGUUCAAGAGGAAAAGGAAACAGCUGGACCGGGUGUUUUCGUCGUCGCAGCCGAACUUAUGCUGCUCCACUCCGGCGCCUUUUGAGGGAGACAACAAGCUCGCCGCUGGCGGAGGCGACGCGACCCCGGAGAUGAGCUCCGGCCGUCAGGCUCCGGAGACGGGCAGCGGACCGGAGCUGACGGCCCACGGUAGCCCCAAACUCCCCUUGUCCCAGCUGAUGAUGUACCAGCAGAAGAGCUCCUCUCUCGGUUCGGCGUGCUUCGAGAAGCUGGUGGUGGAUCCCGCCGCGGAGCCCGGAGGAGAGGAAGAGCAGCUGCGUAAAAACGCAAGCGAUUCUGGCAUCAACAUUGUUGGACCUAAUGCAGAGUCUCAGCCUCAUCUACCUUGUGCAGCCAUGUUCCAAUUGGAUAUUGUCUUGAAGAAAGGGAAAAAUCUCGCCAUUCGUGACCGAACAGGGACCAGCGACCCAUAUGUGAAGUUUAAAAUCGGAGGGAAGGAAGUGUUCAGAAGCAAGACGAUCCACAAAAAUCUAAACCCAGUGUGGGAUGAGAGAGUUAUUCUUUUGGUGGAAACUCUCAGGGAGCCCCUUUAUGUCAAGGUAUUUGACUAUGACUUUGGACUUCAGGAUGAUUUCAUGGGCUCAGCAUAUCUACACCUGGAGUCACUGGAACACCAAAGGACACUGGAUGUGACUCUGGACCUGAAGGACCCACAGUACCCUGAGCAUGACCUGGGUAGCCUGGAACUCACUGUCACUCUGUCACCAAAGGAAGGAGACAUAAGGGAUGCUACCAUGCUUUUGAGAAGAAACUGGAAACGAUCUAGUAAGUAUCAGAGUAUGAGGCUCUCGGAUGUGCACAGGAAAGCACAGCUCUGGCGAGGUAUCGUCAGCGUCAGUCUAAUUGAAGGUCGCAACCUGCAGCCCAUGGACACCAACGGCUUCAGUGAUCCUUAUGUCAAGUUCAGGUUGGGUCAUCAAAAGUACAAGAGCAAGACAAUUCCCAAAACACUAAACCCGCAAUGGAGAGAGCAGUUUGAUUUCCACCUGUAUGAAGAGCAGGGAGGCUUUGUGGACAUCACAGUCUGGGACAGAGAUGCUGGCAAGAAGGAUGACUUCAUGGGCAGGUGUACUGUCGACCUGUCACUUCUCAGUAAAGAACACACUCACAAGCUGGACUUGCCGCUGGAGGAAGGAGAAGGCGUUCUGGUGCUGCUGGUCACACUCACUGCAUCGGCCGCGGUUUCAAUCUCAGAUCUGUCCGUCAACAUGUUGGAUGAUCCAAAGGAAAGGCGCCAGAUUAUGCAAAGAUAUAGCCUCUGGAGGUCGCUUCACAACUUGAAAGAUGUCGGCAUGGUGCAGGUGAAGGUCAUCAGAGCUGAGGGACUCAUGGCGGCAGAUGUCACAGGUAAAAGUGAUCCUUUUUGUGUGGUGGAGCUGAGCAAUGAUCGACUGCAGACACACACCGUCUACAAAAAUCUAAACCCAGAGUGGAACAAGGUCUUCACUUUCAACGUCAAGGACAUCCACUCAGUGCUUGAGGUUACCGUUUACGACGAGGACCGGGACAGAAGUGCCGACUUCCUUGGGAAAGUGGCUAUCCCUUUGCUAAAUAUCCAAAAUGGAGAACGCAAAGCCUACGUCUUGAAGAGCAAGGAGCUGACAGGGCCAACAAAAGGGGUCAUCUUUCUCGAAAUAGACGUGAUUUUUAAUGCUGUGAAGGCUGGUCUCAGGACGUUGACUCCCGUCGAACAAAAGUACAUCGAGGAGGAGCCUAAAGUGUCCAAACAGAUGCUUUUGCGCAACUUCAACCGAGUCAGACGCUGCAUCAUGUUCCUGAUCAACACAGGCUGCUACAUCAACAGCUGCUUCGAAUGGGAAUCUCCGCAGAGAAGCAUCUGUGCUUUUGUGAUUUUCACCAUUGUUGUCUGGAACUUUGAGCUUUAUAUGAUUCCCUUGGCUUUGCUUCUGCCGUUGGCCUGGAACUACAUUCUCAUCGCAUCGGGGAAGGAUACGAGGCAAGAUGUCCAAGCUGUGGAGGACCUGCUGGAAGAUGAGGAUGAGGAUUUUGACAAAGAUGACAAGGACCCUAAACAAGGCCCCUGGGAGGACAGCCAUGAUAAAAACCAUAUCCUCGAGGAUAUAUUGGCUUCCUGGCACUUUGAGUGGAUACGAGUGAUGGUGGACUCGGAGAGAAAGGGCUUCAUGAACAAGCUUUAUGCCAUUCAGGACGUGUGCAUCAGCGUGCAGAAUGCACUGGAUGAAGUGGCCUCCUACGGCGAGAGGAUAAAGAACACAUUUAACUGGACUGUGCCUUUCUUAAGCUGGUUAGCGAUUGUAGCUCUCGUUAUAGUCACAAUCAUAAUCUACUUCAUUCCACUGCGGUUCAUCGUGCUGGCCUGGGGGGUUAACAAGUUCACAAAGAAAUUGCGGGACCCUUACACCAUUGACAACAACGAGCUGCUGGACUUUCUGUCCAGAGUGCCCUCAGACGUACAAGUGGUGCAGUACCAACAGCUGAAACUGGAUCCCAAUCCCAGUCCAAAUAAAAGGAAGAAAAACAACCCCGGGUAGAUCGCUGCAUCUGCCCACGGACUCCUCUCUCCUUCAUUUCUUUUCCUGCUGGUUGGAUGCUGGACGCUGAGAAGCCAAGCCUGGGCUGAACCAUCCUUCUUCUAUUUAUAUCCUGCUGUAUUUUGUUGAACUUCAUUUCUCCCUUCAGUAGGCUUUACACUUUCUCUAAUUUUAUAUGAGCAAAGACUUCAAGUAAUCUUAUUAUUAUUAUUGUAUUGUAUGCAUUAUGUAUUGAAUCAUUUUUGUACCAGCCACGUGAGCCGCUGUGUCCUUCCCUCUGGGAGUGUGUGCGCUUGCCACAGUAGUUAAACAGGUUCAGUUAAAUUAUCUGUAGAUAAUAGAUGCUAUUUAGAUCAACAUGAGAUAUAAAUCCAGGCCUUAAACGAUCAUUCUCAACAUUUCUUUAGCUUGUACUAUAGCUUUGAAGCUUUUUUGGUACAAUGUUUCUAUUUUCUAAUUGUUUUUUAUACUAUUACGUCCUCAUUUUUUUUAAUCUCCUCUUGAAUGUUUUGACAAUUUUAUGUUUUGCUGGCAGUAAUUCGAGUUGCUGCUGUCUAAAUUAACGAGCCGAUUUCGUCCCAGGUGCAUCUCGGUAAAUUAAAUUAUCAUUAAAUCGUUGGCUGGACCGAGAGCCCUGAGAGCCACCAUGCUCCAGAUGUGUCCAGGAUGUGGUCACCCUGUGUGUUAAGCCACUCCAGAACCAGAGACGAUGUCAGAAGCGUCUUACCUUGAUGAAGAAAUCAGAGAACUGGACUGUUGCUGAGUGCGGGCUGCAGAUCUCUUCUUAGAUGAGGGGGGCACGUUCGAUGGGUUUUACAUUUCAGAUCGACACCAAGCCUCUUAAGUCUGGUUUUUAUUUUCCAGUAGGACUCGGUAACAGCCUGCACUGCCAAAAGUACCAAUGCCUGCUUUAAUAACCGCGGUAUCACUGUGCUCGAUCACGGGCCCCUCAGACAAUCUAUGAAGAGACUCCAGAUCCAACGGUUGAAGCUGAAGGGUCGCUAUUACAUUAUCAAAAAAUAAGUAAAUAAAUCAAAAACUUUUGUAAUUAGUCUUCUAUAAUUUCUUAAACCAAACCCAGAAAUAUUUUGCUGUAGAUAAUGAACUUGGAACAAUUUGCCAUUUGGAGCCAAAAAUAAUAUAAUAUUCAAAUUUAUCGAGAUGCAGUUGUGAAAAAGAACCUGGACCAACAGGCCACGAGUUCCUGUUUUUCUCACGAAACCAAUGAGUAGGAACAAGGUUGAGCAUUGGAUCUCUAGAAAGUGUGCAGUUUAACCCCGUCAGCACCAUCAGUCAGUCGGUACGACACGCUGCGGACUGGGCCUGCUGUCGCUGUGCUUAUAUAGACGUCACCCGGUCUAUGCAGAGUGUCAUCGAGCAGGCAGGCAGGCAGGCCGGCACAGCCCUAAUCUUGUUUGAAAGGCCGGUCUCUUUCCCUCUCAUCUCCCUGUGUGUUUGCCUUGGCGGCCACACAUGAAAGCGUUUACACACGAGGCGCACGUCUGCAGCGCGGGCACGCAUGCAGACACACAGAGCCUCUGCCUCUCUUCCUCCCUCCCAGGAGGGAAGAGAGAAAGAACGCAUCUCCGGUAGGAAGUCUUGCACACCGUAACUACUUGCUCGCAGAUAGAAAAACAGUGUCAUAUUUGAGCAGGAACGGUUUCUCCCUCUCAACCAAGCACACACACGCGCACACACACACAGGCAGACAUGCAAGCAUGCUCUCUAUGAUGCUGCGCCCCGGGCUGGCCGCCCUCUCCAUCUGCCCCACCUCCUGUGCCCACAGCUCAACUUUGAUCAGCCCUUCCAGAGACACGGGCGUGUAUGUGCACGCUGUGUAUUUACAGAGGAGUGUUUGCAUACACACGUUUAUGCAAUCAAAGAUUCUCUCAGCGUCAGUGUGUGGUACAAUUGCAUCUCCCCUCCAGCUCUAGACUGACACUCAGAUUCGAUGUGUGUGUGUACGUGUGCGUGUAUGUGCUGCAGCAGAGGCACCAGCUGUUUUUCGGUGUUGACUUUGUGGAGAUGCUUGAUGAGCAGCAAGUCAUUGUGUGACAAGACAAGGCUCUGAGGGGACUUAGGCCUGAGAUGUCAGGGAUGGAGGAAUAUUUGUGUGUGUCUGCGUGUGUGUGCAUGUCUUUUAUCCUAUUUCAAAACACACGUCCCGUCAUGCUUUCCCCGUUUGCUCUCUCUGCGGUUUCCUCAUUCGUCAGUAAGCAGGGUUGCGACCCUGUCUGAAGGGAUGGUCUCUUGGGCUCCUUGUAGAGCUUCUCUUGAAAGAUCACAGCACAGGCUAUGUUUGAGGAGGUCCUGUCUCAUCCUAUUGAUCCCUGCCUCCAUUUCCCACUGCCUUCACUUCUUUGUCUGACUGUCUUUAAGUCAGUAAAACCCCGGCUCACUGCAUCUAGUGUCGUCUUCUCCCCUCAUCCGUCUGUCUCUGUGCCGCCGCCUUCCACCUUUUGAAGCUCCGCUCUGCUUCAUAGGUUUGUUCCCGUCCUCCGAUAAAUGAUUUUAUCGUUCAAUUCAUUUGGGAAGCGGUAAUAAAACUUUUCUUCGAGCAUUGCCACAAACUUGUUACCUGAGAGGAUGGCGCUUUUGUUUUGCCCGAUGAACUGCUUGAAUACUUGACACUUUUGUUUUUACUGCAACAGUGCCUGUAUCAUUUGUUGACACCCCCAGUACUGAGUAUAAAAAGCCUCAAUUUUUUUAUUGCAACAAGAUAAUCUCACACAAGAACAAACCCAAAAUCUUUAGUGGGGAAAAUAUUAUAUUAAGAAAUCAGCACCUACUGUAACAGUUCCCAGUAAAUAGAUGUACCUGAACCAUCUUUAAAACACAUAUUCAUAUGUUUUAAAUUGAUCAGAGAUUAUAAGAAACCCUACUUAGUCAUUGAUCACCUGCUGUUUUCUGGGGUUUAAAUAUGACAUGUCACAUUUUGUCAACUCUACAAAUACAGAAAAAAAAUCAAGGCAACAUGCCUUUUAUGUAACAGAUAUAAGUUUAAAGUGUAGACCAAUUGAAUGGUUUGGUUAAUUUUUCCAUUUUCCAUGUAUGCCUGUUGCAGAAAUCAGGAGUUACAUGUGAAAUCAACACUAAGAAAUUCAAUAUGUAGCUUCUUAAACCCUCCACCGCCAAAAAAAAAAAAAACCCACAAACAGAAACACACAAACAAAAAAACAAAACAAAACAUAGUGUUAAAUGAACCAUUUUCAGACUUGUCGUUUUUUUUUUUAUAGGAUAAACAAGUGGACCUUGUUUUCCACAGGAGACUCUCACUGUGGACACAUUCUCAGAAGUCUUAAUGACAUUUUCUUGAAGAAUGUAUAAGAACAUGAUCAGCCGUUGAAAUGUUUAGUGCAUUAGUGGGGAAAUGCCUUUUAUGUACCCAGCCGCAUAACCCAAUAAGCCGAGUUAAGUUCGGAUGCAGUUUUUUAGAUCGUAAUCUUCAUAGUUAAUGCCUCCCAUGACAAACAGAGCUUUAAUUAUCGUCAGAACCCGUUUGGUUUCUUCAUAAAUUAUGCUCACAUCAACCUGUUGCCAUUUACAUUUUUUACAGUAGUUUCUCCAUUUUUGUAGUUUUCAUUUGCUGCUUCCAUGUGUUGUCCUGUUUGUUAAAGUAUUUGUUGCAGUGUUACCAAUUACUUUGCCAUUUGUGAGUUUACAAAAAUGAUUUCUUAGCCCCACCACAUAAAAGUAAUGCAAUUUAAUGUCAGAUUCUAAAAAAAACAUUUUGUAUUGUUAGACAAUGCUGUUGCUGCAAUCGAAAAAAGACAACAAAAAAAAAUCUGGCUUUUUCAAAUCUUCACUUGGGGUAUCAACUAAUUUGUCAGUGACUUUGUGUUGCAGAUUUGAGUGUGGUAAUGCAUCCAAAUGUCCCUUUUUGUAUGUCGAGAAAAAAAUGAAUAAGAAGAAUGUAUUGCGCUGACAGCUGUAAAGGAAAGAGAAGCACUUUUAUUUGAAUGAGACUAUUUAUUUUUUAAAGAAUACUGUACAUAGCUAACUGAUUAAUGUAUGGUUGUAUUUUAUACAGUAUGCCUGUUGAUGUUCUGGUAAUAAUAGUAAAGUAGGUGUAUUGCCUGCCUUGAUUUUUUAAUUUUUUUAAUGUUUGUCUUGUCUGCCUGCAAAAUCUUUUGCUUGUGACAUCAUCUCUGUGUCCCUUUACAACCAACAAAAUUUACAGACAUCACAGCUGGAAGGAAGGGCAUAAUAUGUUGUAUACCUCUAAUUUAAGUAAUGAUGAUCAUCUGAUAAAUGUGGCUUAUUUUGGGUCAAAAAAUAGUGAAACUAAAACUUUCAAUUAAAUAUUUUUUAUCAACUUC
Molecule: messenger RNA, 7490 nt
Organism: Poeciliopsis prolifica (blackstripe livebearer)
Lineage: Eukaryota; Metazoa; Chordata; Actinopteri; Cyprinodontiformes; Poeciliidae
Gene: mctp1a
Product: multiple C2 domains, transmembrane 1a
Exons: 22
Coding region: 415-3171 (918 amino acids)
Biological process (GO): regulation of neurotransmitter secretion
Cellular component (GO): synaptic vesicle membrane
Molecular function (GO): calcium ion binding
Source: RefSeq, a predicted model, not a curated record